Molecule: messenger RNA, 406 nt
Organism: Rhagoletis zephyria (snowberry fruit fly)
Lineage: Eukaryota; Metazoa; Arthropoda; Insecta; Diptera; Tephritidae
Product: fat body protein 2-like
Cellular component (GO): cytoplasm
Molecular function (GO): alcohol dehydrogenase (NAD+) activity
Source: RefSeq, a predicted model, not a curated record
CAUGGCGUCAUUGGUUUUACGCGCUCAAUGGCUGAUCCACUUCACUACCAACACACUGGUGUGGCCUUUAUGGUCGUUUGUCCUGGUCUCACCACCAGUGAAAUGAUGAUGAAUUUACGUGAGAAAUCCAUGAUGGGUCAACAGUCAUACGUUGGUGAGAUGGUCGAAGCGAUGAACCAGGCCAAACACCAAUCGCCCGAAGAGUGUGCGAUGAACAUGGUCAAAGCGAUGGAGAUGAUGAAGAACGGUGCUGUUUAUUUGUGCAACAUGGGUCAAUUGAAGGAGGUGAUGCCAACCAAUUACUGGCAAAUGUAAAUUUGUACUGUAGAAAACAAAAAUUGGACAGUCAGUUAAUGGCGAUCUGAAAAGGCUGCAAGCAAAAAAAAAAUUAAAAUAAAAAUAAAAU